Uloborus diversus is the source of this 2927-nucleotide messenger RNA. Its product is annotated as transmembrane protein 245-like. The record is from RefSeq and is a predicted model, not a curated record. The transcript has 16 exons. Bases 131 to 2716 code for a protein of 861 amino acids. NCBI's taxonomy places the organism in Eukaryota, Metazoa, Arthropoda, Arachnida, Araneae, Uloboridae.
GUGAUGCAUUCUGGGAAUUUCGGGUUUGGAAAAAAAGGAACCUCCGAUUAUUCUGCAAGAUUAAUUAUUGUUCUCUUCCCAAAUAAAAUUAGAUGUUCUUUCCUGAAGUAAAACAAGGCUGAACUAUGUAAUGAAAAUCAUGGCAACUCCAUUCAAUACAUCUCAUUCUUUCAAAUUCGACAUCUCAUCUUUACUGCCUGAAGGUCACGAGAAAGCUUUCAAGCAAGCAUUUUAUAAUGUGGCUGCCACAGUGUUUGUCCUCUUCAUAUUUGUUGCAUGCGUUGCCGUGUACUACGUCCUGGAACCUUUCCUCAGGCCACUCUUAUGGGCUGUGCUGUUUGGAUCCGUGCUUCAUCCCUUCAAGCAUAGUAUGACAGUCAUUUUUAAGCGCUGGAUUCAGUCACUUCACAUGUCAGGCACUCCUUUAACAGUGGGCGCACUCACUUCUCCUUUCCUCGUCAUUGACCAUGUGUCAGAGCAAAUGUGGGAAUUCACUCUGCAGUAUGCAGUUGUGUUCAUUACUAUUAUUGGCGUGGUCUUGACUACAUUCUUCCUGUACAGCUGUGUUCCCAGCUACAUGGUCGCUUUUGCAUUCAGCUUUCUUAGUCGACUACUCAUCGGAGUGUCACAUCUUUUGGAAUUCUGUCAUGGAGCUACCUUAUUUGUGUGGACUGUCAUUGUGGGAUACUUAUUAAUCUUAUUGCUAUGGUGGACGCCAAAAACAAAGCCUUUCCUAAUCUUCCUCUCACCUUUUGUGUGGACAAUCUUUAUCUGUCAUCUCGUUAGCAUUGCUGGUACUUUGCGUCUUACCAUCUUGUUGGUUCUACUGGCUUGUAUAUUGAUUGGUUUCCUUGCUGAUCUCAAAGGACGGUAUGCUGAGGGAUCUGUAACUGCUGCACAGCAUGAAGAAAGUGAAGCAAGUCCUCUGACAUCUAUUCAAGCUAUUCGAUCCGGACUAGCCUGGAUAUGUGGCACAGAGGAUGCUGGGUCUGAAAUCACACCAGAUAUAUCUCCUGCUACUGACACAUUAGAUAGCCAUCAAAAUGUCCAGGUGGAUCCUACCACUCCUGAACGGACAAUACCUACUGUUUUACAAUCCACCAUGAACAGUGAAGAACUAGGUGAAGAAAAAAUGAGCAAUUUCUAUCUUUACGGUCUUCUUUGGGCAUGUUUAUUGGCUCAAGUUUGGCUGCAUCCUUGGCUUUUCAACCUAUUAUUUGUACCCUGCACUUACAUGGGUUUGAAAUAUGCAGCAAUCAAAUUUGGUGCAGUCAAAUUUGGACAUGAAAAAUUGGGCCAUGCUUUUGAUGUAUUUGGAACUACAUUUGAACAAAGGAAAGAUGCACUCAUUCCUGCUCCUUUGCGAGGAUUGUGGAGAAUUUUUUUGCUUGGGGAUAGAAAGUUUCUAAUACUAUUGGACUCAUCCAUUGAUACCUUUACCAGCAUCAUGGCUAUAUUUGCAGUUUUCCUAUUUGCAGUCAUUGGAACAAUUUUUCUAUCUGUUCAGAUUUAUGGAGAGAGCAUGCACUUGGUGACUGUUACUAGCAGUUUAAUAAAUCAGACUGUUCAGAACACUGAUAUUCAGCAGUUAGUACCAGAAAGUCUGAGAGAUGUUCAGGGAACGUUAGACUCUAUGUUGGAUGAUGCUUUCUUGUAUGGCAGAGGAUGGAUUUCUGCAUCUGUUAGAUCAAGAACAAAUGUCAGCGGCCCCUUUGAAGGAAAUGGACGGUUUCCAAGUCUAGUUCGUCGCAUCAUUGAUGAGAAAAACGAGGAACGUGCUGCUGCACUGGAGAAGCAAAUUUUAGAAAUUUUCGACAGAAUUUAUGAACUCUGGCAUUCACGAAACAGCAAUAGCUCGAGUCCUGAUCUGCAACAUGUAGCAUCAUUUGAUAGUUUACUUGAUGGGUUAAAAACACUAAACAUGGAUUUGAUUGUAAAUUUUGUGAAGGAAAAUAUAGGAACACUAUUGUCAGUUUUAGAUUCUGUAUGGACAAUUCUAAAAGGAAAUAUAAGCUUAGCAUUCAGUGCCUUAACUGCUAUAGUUUCCCUUUUGUUUGGUGGAGGCACUGCUGUUUUGAAUUUUGUCUUGAAUUUUAUUGUAUUUUCCACUUCUUUGUUCUAUCUGCUUUGUGCUAGUGGAAAUCAAUAUAAGCCAGUUGAGGUAUGCAGUAAACUUUUGCCAUCUUCGGCUAGUGGAACUCAGUUCGGCUUGGCGGUUGAGGAAGCCAUCAAUGGUGUUUUUGCUGCUUCCUUCAAAAUGGCUGCAUUUUAUGGGUUAUACACAUGGCUUAUUCACACUUUAUUUGCUGUCAAAAUUGUAUAUAUUCCUUCAGUUCUUGCCGCCAUUUUCGGAGCUGUUCCUUUCCUGGGUCCGUAUUGGGCUUGCUUGCCUGCUGUUCUAGAAUUGUGGCUGGUCAAUGGACAGAUAGGGACUGCAAGCUUCAUGAUGGUAGCUCAACUUAUUCCAACAUCUUUUGUUGACAGUGCAAUAUAUAGUGAAAUCAAAGGAGGUGGCCAUCCAUAUCUUACUGGUCUAGCCAUUGCUGGUGGUGUUUUUUGCCUGGGAUUUGAAGGAGCUUUGUUUGGACCUAUGCUGUUAUGUGUUCUUUUUGUGGCCAUGCAUAUGUAUGGUGCUGUGAUAAAUCCAUCGGCUAUGAACGAGUCACGUAGAAUAAGUAAAGCAUUCUCUUUGAAAAGGAUGUUUUCAGCUGAAUAGUUUAGUCAACAUGUGGUUCAUACUUUACAAAUAUCAGUGCUUUCAAUAUUUUUAGUUUGCAUGGUUUGUAUUAUUGUACUUCUAAAUUUUCUUUAUUUUACCUGCCUGUGUUUUGUUUUGUUAUUAAAUUUUUGUUAUAUUUAUUGUCCUUAUUUUGAUGAAAGAAGUCACCGUCAUCAUUUGUAUUUUUAUAAAAUUUAAUAAAGCUUCA